Drosophila elegans is the source of this 1327-nucleotide messenger RNA. RefSeq lists its product as uncharacterized. The transcript has 2 exons. The record is from RefSeq and is a predicted model, not a curated record. Bases 660 to 1289 code for a protein of 209 amino acids. NCBI's taxonomy places the organism in Eukaryota, Metazoa, Arthropoda, Insecta, Diptera, Drosophilidae.
AUUUGAAUUUAUUCAAAUAUUUCACUAUUUGCGUUUGCUUAGUUAAGAAAGUUAAGAAAACGACAUUUUUCAACACAAAUUCUUCGAAUUGAUUUGUCAGAAUGACAUUAAGUGUUGGCUAAACCUGUUGACAAAAUCACAAACAAUCGCAGUAGCUUAUGGGUUUUCAUCUGGCUAAACGAUUACAUUUUCUUGAAUAAAUUAAUGAUUUUGCUCAAGAAGUACUUUUGUUUUUGUCUUUUAUUUGCCUUAAACUCAAAGCUAUCUAAGUUAAGAAAUCGAGUUGAAAUACAAUAGCAAACACUGCGAAACCCGUGAAAACAUAGGCGGAAAUCAGUUGCCAAGCUAAAGAGGCUAUAAGAAUAAGAAGAGGAGAAAUAUCUAAUCAGGUAAUUAUGGAAAGUGUUACCUUUUUGCUUUUGGGAAAGUCUAUAAGAGGAAAUCCCGAAAAAGGAUACGAUUUGUGUUGUGGAUUACAGCAGGCUUGAAUAAUCGAAUUUUGUCAACUUUUUUCGUUAAUCCAGGCCAGGUGUUUUGGGCCAUAAAGCAGCCCUUGUUUAAGUGCAGGACCAAACGAAGCCAAAAAAAAAAACAUAUAAGUGUGAGGGACGAGGAAUUGCAGCUGUCAGAGAGAAUCGAGCCAUCAGAUCGGCAACAGCAUGGGCAACGUAAUGGAUCGCAAGGUGGUGACCUGUUCGGAGGCACGUGCCACGACGAAUGCCACGCCCACUCCCUGUCUGACGCCCAAGCAGGAGCAGGAGUCGAUGAGCAUGAUGAAGCCCGAAGUGGAGCAGUCGGAGCAGCAGGAGAUUGUGCCCAAUUUGACAUUUCACUUGUUCAGCUAUCGCCAGCAAAUGGGUUGCAAGAAGCAUCAGCUGAUGAAGUGGGCCACCUCGAAGCUUCUCCUAACCGAGGAGCUAUUGAAGCUGCACAGGCAGCAUGUUCAGUCCACAACUGAAUCCUGGACCAACUAUGAGAAUCUGCUAUCCGAUGAGGAGGAUGAGGAGAACAAGGCACCAGCUGGCCAUAAUGAUGAUCCGCUGGCCCAGGAACUGUGCCACCUCAAGAACUACCGCCUGGAACUCAGGGGCACCAUUGUGGAGGUGGCCCAGGAGAGGAUGAAGAAGCGGGAGAAGAAGAAACUGAAGCGCCUGAAACGACGCACCCUGAUCUCCUCCAAGAAGCCCAGCAACAAGAACAAGCAUAAGUUUGGGUGUUUUCAACAGGAUUUGGAGGAGCAUCUGACCUCGGAUCCUGAAAAUCAGCCAGAAGUCAUUGUCAUCGAUUAGUCUUAGUCUUAGUUCCUAAGUUUUAGUUAAUUUAGUUG